Messenger RNA from Capsella rubella, 946 nucleotides. RefSeq names its product calcium uniporter protein 4, mitochondrial. The record is from RefSeq and is a predicted model, not a curated record. Gene Ontology annotation, cellular component: mitochondrial inner membrane; uniplex complex. Gene Ontology annotation, biological process: calcium import into the mitochondrion; mitochondrial calcium ion homeostasis. Gene Ontology annotation, molecular function: calcium channel activity; uniporter activity. The transcript has 2 exons. Bases 1 to 897 code for a protein of 298 amino acids. NCBI's taxonomy places the organism in Eukaryota, Viridiplantae, Streptophyta, Magnoliopsida, Brassicales, Brassicaceae.
AUGGCUCUACGCAGAGUUAUCACAAAACGUCUCAUUAACAGUUACAAAUCCAAUGUAACAACAACAACAACACAACACUCAUUGUUCAGACAACUCUCACCAUCAAACACAAAGAUCUAUCGUAAGUACUACAUGACAUCACCUAAUGGUCCGAAUCUUACAGACCGUAUUGUCGGGAUCAAUAUCGAAUCCGUUGCUCCGCCGAGACGAGAGGAAGCAGCAGUGAUGGGUUUGUCUAUAAGUGAGACAAAGAAGCUGUUGAGAAUAUAUCAAACUGAGAAGGUGAAAGCUAGACUUAGAGAGAUCCCUAAAAGCUCUGUUUCGUAUUUUGAGUUUGUUCGGAUUUGUUGUGAGAGCUGUGGGAAUGAUGAGCAAGGUUCUCUAAUCGCUAACUCUUUGGAUCAUUCUGGUUGCGUUGUUGUUUUAGGAAAUAUCGUUUUCCUUCAUCCUCAUCAGAUAGUUAAGUCAAUGGAGGCAAUGAUCAAGCAAACAUCACCACUCCCAAACGAUCCAAGGAAAGAAGAGUUACUUCAGCUUGAGACUACAAAGAAGUGUAUUGACAUUAAGGCCAAACGCAUAGUAAAGGCCGAGUUAUAUUGCGGUCUCGGGUUCCUAGCUGUGCAAACUAUAGGCUUUAUGCGUCUUACCUUCUGGGAACUAAGUUGGGAUGUAAUGGAACCAAUCUGUUUCUUUGUCACGUCCAUUCAUUUCAUCCUUGGUUACCUCUUUUUUCUUAGGACAUCCACAGAACCAUCAUUCGAAGGUCUUUUUCGACAACGGUUUAAGACUAAACAGAAAAAGCUUAUGGAGAUGAAUGGGUUUGAUAUUUUGAGGUACAAUGAGCUCAACUCUUUGUUCACUAGCUCUCCGUUAACGUGUAAAUCUCAUGUGGUCUAGACGCAUCAUCUCCUUAGCUACUCUAUUAUUCGCAUAGCUUAUAAGUAUA